CGAGUCCGUACUUUAGGCGUGCUUAGCCAGUACCUUACCCUAAUUGGUAACCCAGUUAGCGAACUGUAACCAGAGGGAUGAGCCUUAGCAGGCGAAGUCAGGACCGAUGCGCGGGAAUCUGACUUGCAAAUCUAGCGCGGUUCCUGGUCGCUUCGUCGGUUCAUUCUCCCAUUUAGUUGUCCUGUCCACGUCCACGUCAGCUUCAAGCACAUCCACGUCGGCGAUCGGAUCGCGCGCGAGUCGCGAUGUCGGAUAAUCCAGCGAAGCAGCUGCGCGUGCUGCUACCGCAGGCACUCUGGGCCGACGCGCCGCCGGAGCACGACAUCACGUGCGUCGCGUCGCUCGGCGCGGCGCGCAGCGGCGGCGGCGCCUCCAGCGGGGAUGGCGCCGCGAUCGUCGCCGCGAAUGGCGGCGGCGGCGCGAGUGCUGCCAGCGCGUCCGUGUGGACCGGCGCGAAGGACGGCGCGAUUGUGCGGUGGCGCGUGUGCCCCGAGUCGCUGGUCCUCGCGGAGAGGCAACGGUCGGGAAGCUUCUCCGAGAGCCGGCACGAAUGGCCCCCCAACCGCUCCCCUAUGCGCCCCGCGCAGUUUCUGUGCGGCCACAGCGCGCCGAUAGUCGCGCUGCUCCCCUGCUCCGCCUUCGCCUCCGCGCCCUCCGCCCCCCGCGCCUGCGCCCUCCCGCCCUCCGCCACCGUCCCUUCCGCCGUGGCCGCGGCCAGGCGCGAAAUGAUGCGCGCAGGGGGAGGAGGGGGAGAGGAUGUGGAGAGCAAAGGAGCGGGGGUUAGAGGUCAGAGGUCUGAGAGGAAGCAUGCUAGUAGAGGGAGUUUGGCGAGUGUUGGCGAAGGGAGCGAAGAGGAGGAGGACGAUGAGGAAGAGGAAGAUGAAGGGGAGGAAGAAGAGAAUUUAGAAUGUGAGGAGAGAGGGGAGGGUGGGGAUGGGUUUACAGGGAAGGGUGCUUGCAAUGGCGGUUUCGCUGAGAGCAGCCGCAGCAGCAGCAGCACCACCACCAGCAGCAGCAGCAGCAGCAGCAGCAGCAGCAGCAGCAGUAGCACUACCAACCUGAGUCCCCUAUCAACCGGCAUGACAGGGGCAGAGGACGAGCUAUGGCCGUUGGACGCGCUCGUGUCUCUCUGCUCCGCCUCCACCCUCUGCCUCUGGGACGCCUCCUCUGCCCGCUGCUGCCGCCGCCGCCGCCUGCCCCCCUGGGUGGGCACGCCUGCUGCUGCCUGCCUCGUCCCUGGCUCCUCCAACGCCCUGAUCUGCAUCGCUGCCAACGACGCUUCUACCACCGCUGCUGCUGCUACUGCUCCCGCUCCCACUGCUGCUGCUGCUGGAGUGGCAGGGGUGGGGGGUAAGGGGGGAGGCGGGAAGAGGAGGGAGGGCGGAGGAGGAGGAGGAGGAGGGGCGGGGGAUGUGUCAGGGGUGCGGGGGUCCGUGGUUAUUGUGUCCGCCAUGACUCUAUCUGUGCUGCAGACGGUGGUGCACGGGAGCUUGCCUCUCCGUAGCCCCAUCGCCACUGUCGCUGUUUCCCUCGCCACCCCUCCCCCCCGGUUCCUGACCAGCAGUGGGAGUGGCAGAGGGGGGGGAAGGGGGGGAAGCGGAAUGGGCAUGGGAGGUGUGGGGGGUGUGGGAGGUGUGACUGUUGUGGCGGGUGCAUCAGGGGGUGAGUGGAUUCGAGUGGUGGUGUGGGUGACUGACUCGGUUGGCACCUGUCGGUGCUGGCCCACUUCCGUCCCAGCCCUGCCUCGCCUUCUGGCUGCUAUGGCCGCUGCUGCCUCUGCCUCUGCGUCUCUCCUUGCCUCACUGCCCUCUCCUGCAGCAGCAGCAGCAGCAGCUGGAGGGGCAACAGCCAUCGAAACCGCCGCAACCAGCAGCAGCAGCAGCAGCAGCAGCAGCAGCAGCAGCAGCAGCAGUACCGCUGCCGGUCCUCCUCCCCCUCCUGCUGCUGCUGCUGCUGCAGCAGGCAGUGGCAGUGGCAGUGGCAGUAAUAUCACAGGCAGGGUCCCCCCUCGCAACAGCCUAGCUGCUGCGUUUGCAGCUGCACCGACUGCGGGCGCCGCUCUCCCCCCUCACGUGCUGUCCUGGCCAGGGGACGUCCCUGCUGGUGCGCCCACUGCUUCCUCCCGCUCCCGUGCCUCCUCUGGCCCCACCCCCAAUGCCCCACGUGCUGCCCCAGGCGCUGGGGCAGCAGCAGGGGGAGCAGGGGGGACAGGCGCAGGGGAAGGGGGAACAGGAGCAGGCGGCAUAGGAACAGUGGGAAGGACGGGGGUAGGAGGGGUUGGCAGGCCGCCAUCUACAUCUCUAUCCUCCCUUCCUUCUCACUCCUCCCUCUCCUCCUCCUUCUCCUCCUCCUCCUCUUCCGCGUCAUCUGGAUCAACAUCACAGCACCCCUCAUCCGCCUCCUCUCUCGCCACCUCCCCCACCUCGCACCCUCUCCUCACGCCUGUACCGGCCACGUCUGCCCUUGUACUGGCUGCUGCCGCGCUCAUAUCCACCUCUUCAGCAGCAGCAGCAGCAGCAGCAGCAGGAGGGUUGUCAGGUCACGCACCUUGGGAAUUGGGGGUCUCCACCACUCUAGGCCCUGGUACCUUUGCCUUUAGCUCACUCUCUCCCACCAGUGCUCCCCUGCUCACUGCCCCUACCACUGGCUCCAGCCCUUUCUCCCCUGUGAUUCCGUCUACCGGCAGCCCCUUUACUUGCAGCCCCUUUACAAGUCAUCCCCAUACAAGCCGCCCUUUGACUGGCAAUCAGCAGGCCAUCGGGUCUGUUUCUGGGUGGGAUCGUGGCAUUGGCCGUGGCAGUGGCGGUGGUGGGUCUACGCUAUGCUCGAUCGAGCUAUCCCCAUGUGCUUGCAUGCUAGUGCUAGCCACUCCUGCUGCUCUUCUCCUCUGCUCCACAACUCUUUACACUCCCGAAAGCUGCCCCACACACUCCCAUACACACUCUCACGCCCACUCCCAUGCACACCAACACUCUUCCGUGUCCGCCCACUCCCACACCAACACACCUACCCCAACCACACCUACCCCCACCACACCUACCCCCACCACACCUACGCCCACCACUGCCUGUGCCCUCGCGCUAGCCAUAGCUGCCCACGUGGAGGCUCCCCAUUGGCUGCACAAUCUCUCUCACACAGGCGUACUAGUCCCUGGAGCAGCGUCUGUGAGUCUACCCUCGGCCUUCGGGCGCAUUGCAGGGGCGAGAUUCGUGGCCCCCUGCGGCCACGCGCGCUGCUGGGGGGGAGGGAGCACUGGGGGCGGUGGGAGCGGUGCAGAGGUUGUCAUUUGGGAUGAGAACGGGGGGGCUGUGCUGUACUGCUUGAGGGAACCUACUAGCCUGGCUGCCCCCUGCCAUCAACUUUGGGGUGAUCGGCCGGCGCUUUGGCUUCUGCCGAUUCUCCCAGUCCUUGCUGGUUCGGGCAGAGAGCGGCCCGCCGGUCCUGGAGGAGAGACUCGGGAUGGACCCCAUGGUUCUGCUAUGGAAGCUGCGGCGGGGGGGCACAGCCACAGCAUGGGGAUGGGGAUGGGGAUGGGGAUGGGGAUGGGGAUGGGGAUGGGGAUGGGGAUGGGCAUUGGCAAGCAUGGGUUUGGCCUUGGAAAAAAUCAUGGGCAUGGGGACGGUUUCAGUCUGCAGGCAGAGGCAUCAAGCCUAGCGGCUAGCAUGGUCGCUUGGUCGUCGUUGAGGCAAGGGUGGGAUGCGGUGGAGCGCGGUGUGAGGAGGGGUGUAAGAAGCAUUGGUGGUAGCAGCAGCAGUGGCGGUGCCAGCAGCAGCAGCAGCAGCAGCAGCAGCAGCAGCAGCAGCAGCAGCAGCAGCAGCAGCAGCAGCAGCAGCAGCAGCAGCAGCAGCAGCAGCAGCAGCAGCACGCCUUACCUCUCAGCGCCAGCACCAGCAGCAGCAACAGCAACAGUAGAAGUCACUGCUGCAGGAUCAGCAGCAGCAGCAGCUGGAGGAGGUGGAGGAGGAGUGGGGGGUGAGGAGAUUUUCAAGAGGCUGUGUGAGGAGAGGGCAGACGGAGCAGUGACGACAGCAAUGCUGGUGGGAGGGGGUCGGUUCGGCCCCUCUUUGGUUCUCCGAGGCUUCGCCAGCGGGAGAAUCCAGGCAGUCCCCCUCUUCCGCCUGGGCUGCGGCCCGGAUAAUGCCGUGGGGGAUCAGCCGACCCCGCCACUUGAUCCGGUGUUGGCAUCUGGCUUGGCAACUGGAGGGGGGAGUGGAGCUGGUGGGUGGGAGCGGGAGUGGUGGUUGGAGGGGCACGAGGGACCUGUGCUGUGCAUGUUAGAGCAUGCCGCCCCAUUGGAGUGGAUACUGAGGGAUGAAUGGUGGGGUGAGCAAGGGGAGGAGGGUGGGGGUGAAAGGACCAUGCACGACGGCAGCAACUGGAGUCAGCAGCAGCAGCAGCAGCAGCAUGCACAGGCACAUGGGAAAGACCAGAACUGGCAGCAGCAGCACCAGCCGUACCAGCAGCAGCAGUCGGGUGUGCUGCGGCGUGUGCUGGUGAGUGGGGGCAUGGACAGCACCAUUAGAGUGUGGGACCUAGGCGCCCUGCAGCACUGCCUGCUCCGCAAUAAAACACGUGCGGCACCCACAGCAGAAACAGCAGCAGCAACAACAACACCCGCAGCAGCAACACCCGCAGCAGCAGCAGUGGUGAGGAUCCGUCCCUUGGCCACUCUCCGGCAGCACGUGGGGCCCAUAAGGAGGCUCCUCCACCCCCCUCCCGGCACGCUCCCACCCUGGCGCUACUGCUUCGCCUCUCUGUCUGACGACGGCGCCGUGGGGAUCAACUCGCUGGAAACGCUCCGCUGCGAAAGACUGCUGCCCGGCCACCGCCUGCCCGUGGAUAAUAUUUUGUGGGACGGGCAGCGCGGGUACCUGGUAUGCCUGAGUAAGGGGAAGAGCGGGGGGCAGAGAGGAGGAGGAGGAGGAGGGGCAGCAGUUGGGGGAAGUGGAGGAGGAGGAGAAGGAGGAGCACGUUUGGGUGGUGGUGGUGGCGGUGGUGAUUCGGGGCAGUCGGGCUUCAUUGUGUCGAAAGGGAGGAAGAAAGGGCGGGCUUUGGGGCCCAACACGUCGGUUCUGGCUGAUCUUGGGGCGGCUUUAGGUGCUGCCCAGCAGCAGCAGCAGCAGCAGGUGCAGGGGGUGGCUUCAGGGCGGAGGCCGGUGUUUGAGAUUGGUGGGGGACCCAGUACCGAUACUCUGGAUGCUUUUGACUCUGGGGCUGCUUCAAGAAGAGGCAGUCAGACCGUUGUUGACGAUGGUGGUGCUGCUGGCGGCAGUGCUGUGGUUGCUACCACUACUUCUCACCUCACAGGGACCGCAGGGGCUGCUGCCGCAAUCGCAGCAGCACCAGCGGUGCCGGCUGCACCGGCUGCCGUACCACAGGUGGUGCCAGGCUCGCCAGCAACAGCAAGAGCAGGAGCAGCAGGGGUGGGAGCAGCAGGAACAGCAGCAGCAGCAGCAGCAGCAGCAGCAGGCGCACCAGGGGCAGUAGGAGGAGCAGGCGCAGCAACAAAAGACAUGCUAUUCGUGUGGGACCUGCACUCAGGCGCGCGGGAGCGAAUCCUCCGGGGCAACCCGGCCAACUCCCUCUUCUCGUUUUUCGCUGCCAAGAUCAAAGCGUCCGCGCAUUCCUCCGCUGCCGCUGCUGCUGAGGCGGCUGCCCCGCCUGUGGAGAACCUGCUUCUGGAGUUUGAUGAGACGGGUAGGGGUGAUGAGGGAAGGAGGGGAGAAGGGGAGGGAGGUAGAGGUGAGGACGGGCUUGGCAGUGGACAGGGAGAGAGAGCUGGGUGGGGAAGAGGUGGGGAGUUGGGGGUAAAUAUGCACCGGCCAGGGCACCAUCCUACUCCCCAUCAUCCACACCCACCUCCGCACCCACAUCACCAUCCCUCUCCUCCUCCUCCUCAUCCUCCUCCCCCUCACCCUCACCAGCAUCACCACCCCGGUGUGUCCCCUGUGUUGCGCUCCCCCGCGUUCAAGGGUUUCCUGACCCCGUCCCACGUGGCUAUUCUACUCAUAGACCUCCCGUAUCUGCUCUCCCCGGACCUCAGCCUCGCUCUCUCCGCCCUGCCUCUGCCGCCGCCGCCUCCCAUGCCCCCCUGCCUUGAGCUUGGCAGCAGUAAGGGCGGCGGCGACGGCGGCGGCGGCAGCGGCAGCGGUGUUGGUGUCAGCACCGCAGACGGUGUUUUGGCAGAGCAGCAGCAGCAGCAGCAGCAGGGGGAGGUUGAAGGGAGAACAGAAAGCACCUCCCUUCCAAUCUCCACCCCUCAACACCACUCUACCCAUCCUCACCCCUCCGCACCCUGGGACCCACCCGUCUGGCAGCGGGUGUGGACGGCCGAGGCCAUGGUGCUGCGCAGUGCCAUCCGGUACCUCCACGUGUGGGGCUGUGACCCGCAGCUAGAUGCUGCCCUCUCCGCCUCUCUGCUCGUGUCGGAGCCCAGGCAGCUGUGCGUGGGGGCGGGGCUCGCAGGGGACAACGGCGCUCUUACACUCUCGUUUCCAGGGCAACAAGGGAGAGCAGAGCUGUUCCGCACUAGUCCGCACUUCUCGGCCCUCCGCUCGCUCGCCCUCGUGGCCAUCGCGCAGCGGGUCAUGCACCUGCUGCCGCCACACCCGCCCUCGCCGUCCCGCCGCGUCUGCUCGCUCCUCGCCGCCUUCUACUCCAGGGAACUCGCUGAAAAGCUCCCUGGCUCUGUGGCUCCUGCCCUAGAGCUCUACGCCUGCUUCUGGCACGACGCAUCCGACCACAUCCGCAUGGCAGCGCGCUCGCUCUUCCACUGCGCUGCCCUCCGCGCAUUCCCGCCUCUCCUGCGCUCGCCGAUCUUCCCGUCGCCCCGCCCCUCCAUCUCCUCCUCCUCCCUCGACGAACCCACUUCCACCCCACUGCCACUAGUGCCAUCUGCAGCAGGGGCAGGAGCAGGAGGAGGAGGAGGAAGAAGGGGGCAAGGAAGCAAGGGCGGCCUGUUAGUCCAGUCCGAUUGGAUCGGCUGGGAGCCGUCGGAUGUGCUCCAGUGGAUUGAGUCAACCGACGGCUCAGAUGUCGUUUCGGUCGUGGGAGGCUCCCCUGCGGACGCCAAAGCAGCCCGCACCAACGUGGCAGCUGCUCUAGCAGUCUGGUACCUCCCUUUAGGCCGGUCCGACCUAGCUUCUGCCGUCGCGCCGUCGCUUCUCCGGCUCGUGCGAUCGGCCAAUAGCCGCCAUGCUGCCACGGCUGCUGAGAUACUUGCUGAGGGGAUGGCGGACACGUGGCAGGCCCUGAUUGGGCCGCAGAUCCACCGGCUGAUUGCUGACGUGUUUGUCCUGUGUGAGGAUCUAAGAGGGGCGUGGGCGGCAGGGGGGCAAGGAAUGAUUGGCGGUGGAGGGGGAGGAGGAGGAGAAGGAGGAGGAGGAGGAGGAGAAGGGCGAGGGUACAGGGUUCCGUCGCUCUCUCACCCCAACCUGGUGUCACUUGGUUCAGCACAACCAGGUACCACCUCUUCUGCUUCUUCUUCUGCUGCUGCUGCUUCUGCUCGAAACAGCUACGGCUCUGCCACCGGCCCCACUGGCGCCAGCAACGGGCCCAUGGGUAUGGGUGCUGCAGGGGGGUCGAUGAGCUUCACAGCAGCAGGGAUCGUCACUCCGCCAACCUCCGCUGCCCCCUCGCCCUCUAUGGCCGGCCCGCCCUCCCCCUCGCCGCAGAGCGCUGUGCGACGGCUAGACCUGGGACCCGCCUCGGUUGGCAGCCCAGGGGGUGGGGGAGGAGGGUUGGGAGCAGGAGGAGGAGCAGCGGGGGCAGGAGGAGGGGGCGGCAGGAUGGGUGGGUUUUCGUCAGGAGCAGGAGGAGGGGGGCUGGGUCGUGGAGUGAGCGGGAGCAUGAAUGACAUUCUGACCCCCACUUCGCUGGCAUCGCCAGCAGUCACGCCGUCAGGCCUCCGCAGCAGCACGGGCGACAUGCAUGCUGACAUGCAUGGGGGCAUGCACCAUGACAUGCAUGCCGACGUGCAUCGUCAUCAUGGCAUUCACUCCGUUCCCGCCUCAGCAGCCAUGCUCUCAGACGCCCAUUCUCUCGAUGCAGGCACCAUUCUCACCCCUGGAGCCAGCCCUGCUACCGCCGCCGCCGCCGCCGCUGGUUCUAGCAGAGGCAGCCACAGGAACAGCAGCGGGAGCAACAUGGCACGGCAGCAUUCCUCCCCCCGCUCCUCCUCCAUGACUAAUCUCCCAGACGCCUCCCAAACAUCCCUAGGGGUGGGACGAGGCCCAUCAGCAGCAGCAGCAGCAUCACCAGCAGCAGGAGGAGCAGGAGGAACAGGAGGGGCAACAGCAGCAGCAGCUGCAGCAGCAGGAGCGCCGGGGCAGCCAUCAGCAGCGGUGGCGAUAGUGGUGCGGGAAGCCUUGGCGACAUCUCUGCUCCCAGCGCUGGCCAUGGCAGACCCGGCAGCGUUCCUCACGGUGGUGAACGGGCAGAUAGCCGGGGGCGCUCCCCCGGACUCGUCCGUGCACGUGACGGCGCUCAUGGCGAUUAUCCGCGCCGUGCGGUCGUAUCCCCGCUCGCUGCUUUGCCACAUCACCCAGAUCGUGGAGUGUGCGCUCAAGUGCAUGGACCAGUCCAACUCGUCUCUCCGCAAGAACUGCCUGCACACGGCCAUGGCGCUGCUUAUGGAGCUUCCGCGCAACUUCCCCAUGGCUGCUGUCUUCCAGAGCCCUCCUGCGUCCCCCAACUCGUACCUGCGCCUGGCUGUUGGGGACGCCGUGGGGGACGUGGGGCGCAUCGCCAUCCAUGUCUACGACCUGCGCUCGGGCACCAAGUUCCGGACUCUAGACGCCAGCAGUGCUCCCGGCCACCCGACCUACCUCCGCUCCCUCUCCCGCCGCUCCUCCUCAUCUGCCGCCGCCGCUGCCGUUGCCGCUGCUGAUGCUGCUCUCACAUCACCAACCUCCCUGCUUUCCCCCUCAUCCUCUUCCCAAUCCUCCCUCCCAGCCAUUUCCCCCUCCUCUUCCUCCUCCUCCUUCUCCUCCUCCUCCACCUCCGCCUCCUCCCUCCCCCAGCAACCCCCCACCCCGCCCCACCCCCUCGCGCACAUCGGGAGCAUCUCAGCCGUCGCUUUCGCGCCAGAUGGCGAGGCUGUAGUGGCUUUCUCCCAGAUCGGGCUCGUGCUCAGGUGGUGGUCGAUAGGCAUGGCGUGGUGGGAGAAACUGACACGAGCGCCCACUGCUCCCGUGCACUGUAGCAAGCUGGUGAUGGUGCCGCAUAUGCCAGAGCUUCCCCCUGAUCUGCUGGUGCUGACGGGAGGCGGGGCGGUGGGGAGACAGCAGGAGGGGGAGGAGGAGUCACACAAGCAGCAGCAGCAGCAUGUGUUGCUGCAGCAGCGGCGGUCCAGCAGGGAUGUGCUGCCGACUAUGGCCUUUGGCUCAUUCCUUUUCACAGCUGCAGUUGGGCCAGCAGCAACAGCAGAAGGCAUGACACCACCUGGCACAUCCACAGACACACCUACUGGCCGCACCACUCCCCCGCGUUCUGCACCCUCCUCGCUCCCCCCUCUGGCUGCUUCUCUGGGAGGGGCAGGAGGAGGAGCAGGAGGAGCAGGCGGAGGGGGAAGAGGAGGGGGAGUGGUUGUGGGGGGAAGCACGAGGGGGGGGAUGCAGGCAGCCAUGGCACUGGCAGCACAGCUGCUGGAUCUGCACGUGGCUCUGGAGUGGCGGCCGGAUCGGACCGUUGCACUGCUGUAUAACGGGGUUGUGGUAGCUACUUUCUAAUGGAGUACUUCUAUGCAGUCCCAAUCUAAAGCCUUUCCAAGCCCCUCAGCGGAACUAGGCAUCACCACUGGCAGCACAGCUGCUGGAUCUGCAUGUGGCUCUGGAGUGGCGACCGGAUUGGACUGUGGCUCUGCUGUAUUAUGCGGUCGUGGUGGCUACUUUCUAAUGGGGCCGCUCCUGCAUCAAAGCCCUCCUGCCUCAAAGCCCUCCUGCCUCAAAGCCCUCCUGCCUCAAAGCCCUCCCGCCUCAAAGCCCUCCCGCCUCAAAGCCCUACCGCCUCAAGACCCUCCCGCAACAGCACAGCUUUUGGGGUGGACUGGACCUACACUUGGCACUCGAGUGCAGGAGAUUGGACCAGACCAGACGUUGCACUGCUGCGUAACGGGGCCGCGGUGGCAAGGCUUGGCUUGGCUAGGCUUGGCUAGGCUAGGCUCUGCUAGGCUUGGCUACAUAGUAGCAUCUAGUGGUCUAAUUGUAAUGGAAUGGAGUCGUGUCGUGGACCGUGGUGUCCUGUAUGAUCCGGAUUCCGUUGCAACUCGGGAAGGCCCGCAAAGGGGCUGUUGGUUACGCAGUGCAACAGGUCGCUAUGGCAUGGCAUGGCAUGGCAUGAUGGCAGCACAGCUGCCGGCUCUGAAUGAGGCGCUCCUGUGGGGAGACCACACGACACGAUUGGUUGCAUUGCAGUGUAACGGCUGUGGUGUGGUGGUUAGCUAGUGGCUGCUCUCUCACUCUCUAGCUAAAGGGCGAAUUGCUACUAAGUACCGGUAGUAUCAAAAUCAAUCAUGU
Molecule: messenger RNA, 10514 nt
Organism: Closterium sp. NIES-67
Lineage: Eukaryota; Viridiplantae; Streptophyta; Zygnematophyceae; Desmidiales; Closteriaceae
Source: the annotation of a GenBank genome assembly